Diorhabda carinulata is the source of this 8697-nucleotide messenger RNA. RefSeq names its product mucin-4-like. Bases 1 to 8697 code for a protein of 2898 amino acids. The transcript is spliced from 20 exons. The record is from RefSeq and is a predicted model, not a curated record. NCBI's taxonomy places the organism in Eukaryota, Metazoa, Arthropoda, Insecta, Coleoptera, Chrysomelidae.
AUGGAAAAUGUUUUACAUUACAUAGUGGUGAUACUUAUCUUAGGACAACUUCCAAUCUUAUCAACUUCAGGGGACGCAAUCUCGAAACGUGUUAGUUUCAACAACGUGGAAGAUUUCAAAGAUGUCGUCGAAUUCAGCGAUUCAAACAAAAACGAUGUUAAGACCGAAGAUUCAACUGUGGCAUCGGAAAAAAAACCGGAAACGUUUGAAAGUCACAACGUAUGGCCUUUAUCGAGGGUUAAAACUGACGUUAACAACGUUCAGAAGUCACAAAUUUCCAUAAAAAAUAAGAAAAACUAUGAUAAACUUAGUAAUAGUGAUCGAAAUAAUGAUAUUUAUGUAGUGAGGAAACUUGGACCUUCUAAAGGAUAUUUUUUUGUUGAAAAAAGACAUAAACCGAGUAGGAAACAAAUAAAACAUAAAAGAAACUGGGCUGAUUCAAAUAAUCAGUUGGUUAAUGGCGAAAAUAGGUUAGAAAAUGAAAAGAACAAAGAAGCGGAAAUAUCAAACUGUAAAGAAUUAUUCUCAAUUUUUGACGAAAUUCCUCUAAUCCAAGAUAAGAUAAAACAACUUCUCGAGAAGAAAACAUCGAAAAGAAUGAGCGACACGUGGAAAUCGAUAAAAUUGAUAAUAAUGAACCAUCCUGAAUACUCUAAUAAUCACAUGCUGGAUAAAUUGGAGACGAAACGUUGUUUUCAGAAUUUCGUGAACAAUCAAAGAAGAAAACGACAUUCUACUUAUAUAAAUCUCAGGAACCAGAAGAAGAAAAUAAACAACAAUUUGGCCAAGAGGAAUAUCGAUGAUGAUCCGAGGUUUAAAAAUAUCAUUAAUUUCAUUGUUAAAAAUAGAAUGUUUUCAGAUAAAUACACGUAUGUGCCAAUAAUGUUUGCGAAAGUGGAAAAUUGCACUACAAAUUAUACAACUGAAAAUACAACUAACAACGUAAAUUACAUUACUACGAAUAAUGAUAUUGAGAGCUCCACUAAUUUGAAUAAUUCCACAUCUAUGAACGUGAACGUUACGAAAACCAAUGAAUUAAACUCUUCAACAACAUCUUCUCACAAGGAUAUACCAGUAGAACUGAAGGAAAAAUAUACAAUGCGCUUAAAAUUGGAAGUACCAGAAGAAGAUACCCAAUUACAAUACUACGACGAUGAUUCUAUGGAUUCCCAGGUGGAUAACUCAACUUUUAAAACUGGAAAUCCGACGUCGUCUCUUCAACUUACAAAUAAAUCAGGCAAUACUAGAUCAAAGAAGAACAUAACUAAACUAAAUAACGUCACUAAUACAGAUUCCAAUGAAAAAGUUACAAAUUGCGAUACGAAUAACACAGAAGAAGAACCUAUUACUCUAGCUUUGACUUAUGCUACCUCAAACAGUAAAGAAAACUGUGAAAAUACAACUUUGAAUAACAUCAGUACUACUUACAACGUUAGUACUACUAAUAAUGAAAAUGGUACAGAACCAAUAGUAACUCAAGCUUCAGCUACUAACAUCGUACCUUCGUAUGUUGCAACCAGUACUUUUUCUGAAAUAAUUGAUAAAGUUACUGUCCAAUUUGGUAAAGCGAAAGGAAAUAAUGAAAUUAAUAACAUAAAUAUCCAUUAUAGUACUGUAAAUGUUACAUUCUCUCUCGGUAGUUCGAAUGUAACUUGUGAAAAUACCACCAGGAACAUACCGGAAGGUGUCAGUACUGAAAAUAUUUCAAUCGAUACCAGUACUAUAAACGUCAGCGCAAUUACCAGCAGUAUUGUAUACGAAUCGGAUAGUACCAGUUCUAAUGUGAAAGGAAUUAAUAGUAAUAUUGGAGCCAAUACUUUAGAAAAACCAAUCCCUCAAACUACUGAAAAUGCGGUCACCACAAACGCGAUUAAACAUAAAAUUAUUCCUGGCAUCUUAAUAUAUCCUUUAAGUAAAUUUGACAACGUUAUUGAUAAAAAUAAACGUAAUGCGGUCGAUAUAGAAUCAGAUGUUGAAGAAGAUGAUACGGUCACAAUAGAAGAUAUAAAUAACGAAAAUAAUGUUAAAUACGUGAAUUUCAAUCCAUUUAUUAAAGAAAAAAAAUCAGUUUCGUCGAAUUGUUCCGAAGAAACCGAAAGGAUGCUGGAUGAGUUACAAAAAUUACAAUUACCCAUCGAAGAAAAUAUAACAAUAUCGAACGAAGAUAAUGUCACUUAUUCCGGACCGCAGAUUUACCAUUUCAACGAAACAGAUUCAAGAACAGAUACCACGGAAACCGUAUCGGAUUUAAUAACUAACACGACAUCUACGCCAUCAUCAAUAACAACGUUACCGAAAGAACCAGGUGACAACUGCAGUACUACUCAACCAGUACCAAUUGUUUCAGCUUCAAACCCAUCAUCUGAAGAAGCAAUUGAUUAUGCUAGUACCACUGAGAAUAUUAUAGAAACUAAAAUAACUAAUAUACAAUCGUUACCGGGUUUGAAUCCAUCAUCUGAAGAAGUGGUUGGUGUUUCAGAAGAUUCCGUUAAGAGCGCCAUUAACACUAACGAAAAAAUUAAUGUACAAUAUUCCAAAAAUGAUAAUACAACGCUUAAUGGACUGAAUUUCACCAGUACUACUUUAUUACAAAACCAAAUCAAUGUCAGUAUUCAAACUGAAACAAGUUUACCUCCAACGUCAAUCAAUUACACGACUGCACCAAGUUGUGAAUCGAUUAGAGAAGGUUACCAAAAUAUAACAAGUAGUACAGCUGGUACUACUAAUCCUACAGUCAUAUUAAGCACUGGAAAUGUACUAGCAAGUACUACGAUAGCAACAGUUCUAAACCAGUCAAUAAGUGCUGUUUUACCUCACAAAAACCGCAAAUCUGUCAAUUUGAAAAUAGAAUCAUUAGAACAAGACCUUCAAUUAGUUAACGAAAUUCAAAGUAUAUUAGAUGGAGUAUUUGAUGAACGAAACGGGAAAAAGUUCGAAAUUCGAGAACAAUCGGAUAAGAAGAAAAAGAAGAAUUGGAGAAAAUACGAGAAAGAAGAAAAAGAAGAAGCGGAAGCGUUUGUUAAGAAACGAUACGGAGAGGCGUUUUUUAGGCCAAAGCAUGCAAAAUUAUAUGUAGAAUUUCACCCGGAAAAUAUAUAUUACGACGUAUCGGAAAAUUCGAAUUAUUUGUUAGAAAAAAGGGAAGACACUACGAAAUUUGAUUUUUCUUGGCCAGCUUGGCACCAUACGAAAAGAAGAAAUAAAAAUUGGCGGAAAAUGUUUACGAAAAGUUUAAAACGAACUACUGAAACAGAUUCUACUAAACAUAUCCAAACUCAAACUGAUGAAACUAACGAAGAAACUACUGAGACAAGCUCUACCGAAAAUACUGGAAUGAGUAUUCAAUCAGCUCCUACAGAAUACACAGCUCAAACUUACGUAGAUCAUCCUGUAUAUACUUCAGAAUCUACUUUUUCAACAUCGAUCGAAGAAAAUGAAAUGAUAUCAACAAGUUCUUCUGCGUAUUUUGUUCCUUUAUCAACUGUCAACGAGGAACGAUAUAAAAACGAAGAAGUUAUUAUAACAGGAGUCAUUAAUAUUGACGAAAUUACUAUUAAUACCGAAGCUACGAUUAACGAAGACAAUUCUCCAACAAGAAAAGACGAAUUAACUUUUGUUACUAAAAUGUUAACUAAUGAAACACCAAUUAGACACCAACAAACAACUGUAGAAGAAGAAUACAGUAUUGAUGAUGCAAUAACUAUUAAUAAUGAUUUAGUUAAUACUGAUGAAACUAUUCAAAAUGAUACGGAUUUAAUUGAGGAUGCCAUGACGAUUGACCGGGCGAUACUUGGUACAGUAACAAUCAGCGAUUUAUUAGAAGAUGUCGAAGAUAAUAAUAGAAGAGAAAAAUUGUUUUCCAAAGCUGACGAAUUAUUGAAAGAAGUUUCGAAAGAUGCCAGUAUACGAACUACCGAAACAACCAUAGGAUUUCCAAAAAAAGCAACCAAACAUGUCACAGAAGAAUCUACGAAAAUUGUCGAAGAUGUUAAUUACGAAGACGUAGUUCCAGAAAUAAGUUAUAGCGAUAAAAAAACUACAUCGAAACAAUCACAAAUCACAGAAUACGAACACGAAAAAAGAACUAAAACAAAAAAACACGAUAGAUAUAAAGGACAAGAAAACACCACCACGUUAAAACGAAUAGAAAUGGAAGAAGGUGCAAAAAAUGUAGAAGGAAAUCAAGGAAUCGGUUCGACAAUUGGCGAAAUGGACGAAACAACAAAAAAUCAAUGGAAAAAUUAUACUAUAAUAGGAAAGGUGACGAAUUCGGAAGGAAACUUUCCAGAAACUAUGCAAAAAGAAACGAAAACUUCUAUUACUGAAUCUCGGGAGGAAUUAAUAACUCGAGAACCUGUUAGGACUGAAGAAACCACAAAAAAAACAAAAAAAAGUAAUAGCGAUACAGAGGAAUUCACAACAGAAUCCCUAGUACUUGAAGAAGACGAAGAAUUACUUCCUAGUUUCACCGAGGAACAUAAAAAAAUAUCUGUCAGCACUGCUGUAGUUUCAGAAGAAGUAAUGUCAACGGAAAAGUUAAUUUCUACUACAGCUGUUGCUAGUACCAAUACUGCAACACAAAAAGGCAUUAGCAAAGUCGAAAGAUUCUCAAAACAGUCAGCGGAACCUGAAGAAGAUGAAGAAUUGAUGCCUAGCUUCACGAAAGAACACAAAGAAAUAAUUAUCAGUACUGCUGCAGCUCCAGAAACGAAGACGUCAAAGGAAGAAAAAAUUUCUACGAUAUCUCUUACCAGUACUAAUAAAAUCAGCACAGGAGGAGCUCCAGAAAAAGGAAUGUUGACCAAAGGAUCAAUUUCUACUACAGCUGUUGCUGGUACUAAUAUUAAAACACAAAAAGGCAUAAUCAAAAUAGAAAAAUUCACAACAGAAACAUCAGAACCUGAAGAAGAUGAAAGACUACUUCCUAGAUUUACCAAGAAACAUAAAAAAGUAGGUACCAGCGUAGGAGGAGCUCCAGAAAAAGAAAUGUUGACAAAAGGAUCAAUUUCUACUACAUCUGUUGCUGGUACUAAUGUUAAUACACAAAAAGGCAUCAUCAAAAUAGAAAAAUUCACAACAGAAACAUCAGAACCUGAAGAAGAUGAAAGACUACUUCCUAGAUUUACCAAAAAACAUAAAAAAGUAGGUACCAGCGUAGGAGGAGCUCCAGAAAAAGAAAUGUUGACAAAAGGAUCAAUUUCUACUACAUCUGUUGCUGGUACUAAUGUUAAUACACAAAAAGGCAUCAUCAAAAUAGAAAAAUUCACAACAGAAACAUCAGAACCUGAAGAAGAUGAAAGAUUACUUCCUGGAUUUACCAAGAAACAUAAAAAAGUAGGGACCAGCGUAGGAGGAGCUCCAGAAGAAGAAAUGUUGACGAAAGGGUCAAUUUCUACUACAGCUGUUGCUGGUACUAAUGAUAAUACACAAAAAGGCAUCAUCAAAAUAGAAAAAUUCACAACAGAAACAUCAGAACCUGAAGAAGAUGAAAGAUUACUUCCUGGAUUUACCAAGAAGCAUAAAAAAGUAGGGACCAGCGUAGGAGGAGCUCCAGAAGAAGAAAUGUUGACGAAAGGGUCAAUUUCUACUACAGCUGUUGCUGGUACUAAUAUUAAAACACAAAAAGGCAUAAUCAAAAUAGAAAAAUUCACAACAGAAACAUCAGAACCUGAAGAAGAUGAAAGACUACUUCCUGGAUUUACCAAGAAACAUAAAAAAGUAGUUACCAGCGUAGGAGGAGCACCAGAAGAAGAAAUGUUGACAAAAGAAUCAAUUUCUACUACAUCUGUUGCUGGUACUAAUGUUAAUACACAAAAAGGCAUCAUCAAAAUAGAAAAAUUCACAACAGAAACAUCAGAAUCUGAAGAAGAUGAAAGACUACUUCCUGGAUUUACCAAGAAACAUAAAAAAGUAGGGACCAGCGUAGGAGGAGCUCCAGAAGAAGAAAUGUUGACGAAAGGGUCAAUUUCUACUACAGCUGUUGCUGGUACUAAUAUUAAAACACAAAAAGGCAUAAUCAAAAUAGAAAAAUUCACAACAGAAACAUCAGAACCUGAAGAAGAUGAAAGACUACUUCCUGGAUUUACCAAGAAACAUAAAAAAGUAGGGACCAGCGUAGGCGCAGCUCCAGAAAAAGGAAUCAUGACGAAAGGAUCAAUUUCUACUACAGCUGUUGCUAAUACUAAUAUUAUAUCACAAGAAACACCUGGAGAAAAUAAAAAACUUAACACACUUAACUACAGCAAAUUUUUGGAGAGUGUUAACUUGUCCACAAAAAUAACAAAAGAAGCUGAAGAAUUAAUGUCAGUAACAUCACCAAUGGAAGAAAUGUCUUCAACAGAAGCAGAAGUUACUUUGGGAGGAAUCAAUGAAGAAGUCGCAACGUUAUCAGUAUUGGAAACUGUUUCCAUUGCAUGGCCUAAACAAAUUUCAAGUACUUUAGAGCAUGACGAAGACUGGGAAGAAGAAAGUACAAUAUCUAUUGGAGAUCUACCGACAUCGAAAAGUGAGAUGCAAACGGAUACAACUCAACAAGUGAUAACAACAGAAGAAGACAUGUUUGACGGAAGCAAAAGUUUGGGAACCACUUAUCAUAGUAAAGUAGUUUCGGCAGAAAUUGACAACGAGGUUACAACGAAUGAAGAAGAAUUGGAAAAAACUAUCGAAAUAAUAGAAGGAACUGUAGCUGUAAGUUUCGAACCGAAAGAAACUACCUCGAACGAGAUAAGAACAGGAGGUACAGUGUUAACUGAGGUGGAACAUGGAGAAGAAGAAAAUGGAAGAACGGGAAUGAUGACUAAUGAAAUAACUGAGACAAUUUCUGAGACAACAGAAAUGGGAGAAGAAACAGAAAUAGCAACACCUACUACUCGGAAACAUGAUAUUGAAUCACCAGAGACCUCUGAGGUAUCUGAGACGUUCCCUGAGAUGACAGAAAUGGGAGAAGAAACGGAGAUAGUAGCAGCUCCUACUAGAGAACAUAAGAUCGGAACUCCAGAAGCUACAGAGGUGUCUGAGACGUUCUCUGAGACGACAGAAAUAGUAGAAGAAACAGAAAUAGCAACAGCUGCUACUCGGAAACAUGAGAUUGAAUCACCAGAGACCUCUGAGGUAUCUGGGACGUUCCCUGAGACGACAGAAAUGGAAGCAGAAACGGGAAUAGUAGAAGCCCCAACUACAGAACAUAAGAUCGAAAGUCCAGAAGCAAUAGAAGUGUCUGAAACAAUCUCUGAGACGACAGAAAUGGAAGAAGAAACGGAGAUAAUAGCAGCCUCUACUAGAGAACACAAGAUCGAAACUCCAGAAGACACAAAAGUGUCUGAGACAAACUCUGAGACGACAGAAUCGGAAGAAGAAACGAAGAUAAUAGCAGCCUCUACUAGAGAACACAAGAUCGAAACUCCAGAAGACACAGAAGUGUCUGAGACAAACUCUGAGACGACAGAAUCGGAAGAAGAAACGAAAAUAAUAGCAGCCUCUACUAGAGAACACAAGAUCGAAACUCCAGAAGACACAGAAGUGUCUGAGACAAUCUCUGAGACGACAGAAAUGGAAGGAGAAACGAAGAUAAUAGCAGCUGCUACUAGAGCACAUAAGAUCGAAACUCCAGAAGCCACAGAGGUGUCUGAGACGUUCUCUGAGACGACAGAAUUCGAAGCAGAAACGAGGAUAGUAGCAGCUGCUACUCGAAAACAAAAGAUCGAAACUCCAGAAGCCACGGAGUUGUCUGAGACGGUCUCUGCGACGACAGAAUCCGAAGAAGAAACGGAGAUAGUGGCAGCCUCUACUAGAGAACAUAAGAUCGAAACUCCGGAAACGACAGAAUCCGAAGAAGAAACGGAGAUAGUGGCAGCCUCUACUAGAGAACAUAAAAUCGGAUCUCCAGAAACCACAGAGGUGUCUGAGUCGUUAUCAGAGACGACAGAAUCCGAAGAAGAAACGGAGAUAGUAGCAGUUCCUACUAGAGAACAUAAGAUCGAAACUUCAGAAGCCACAGAGGUGUCUGAAAUGUUCUCUGAGACGAUUGAAUCCGAAGUAGAAACGGAGAUAACGACUGAAUCCGAACCAGAAACGGUGAUAGUGGCAGCAUCUACUCGAAAACAAAAGAUCGAAACUCCGGAAGCCACAGAGUUGUCUGAGACGACAGAAUCCGAAGCAGAAACGGAGUUAGUGGCAGCCUCUACUAGAGAACAUAAGAUCGAAAGUCCAGAAGCCACAGAGGUGUCUGAGACGUUCUCUGAGACGACAGAAUUCGAAGCAGAAACGGAGAUAGUAGCAGCUGCUACUCGAAAACAUAAGAUCGAAACUCCGGAGGCCACAGAGGUGUCUGAAACGUUCUCUGAGAUGACAGAAUCCGAAGAAGAAACGGAGAUAACGACAGAAUCCGAAGAAGAAACGGAGAUAGUGGCAGCCUCUACUAGAGAACAUGAAAUCGGAUCUCCAGAAACCACAGAGGUGCCUGAGUCGUUAUCAGAGACGACAGAAUCCGAAGAAGAAACGGAGAUAGUAGCAGUUCCUACUAGAGAACAUAAGAUCGAAACUUCAGAAGCCACAGAGGUGUCUGAAAUGUUCUCUGAGACGAUUGAAUCCGAAGUAGAAACGGAGAUAUGGCAGCAUCUACUCGAAAACAAAAGAUCGAAACUCCGGAAGCCACAGAGUUGUCUGAGACGACAGAAUCCGAAGCAGAAACGGAGUUAG